AUGAGAUUACAUUUGCGUAUUUUAAAAUCUUACGAAAAAUAACAAAUCCCAAAUUGCUUUCUUUAUAUUCACCAUAAAAAGCAAUCUUACUUUUAUUCAAUAAACACUCCAAAGGAAGUCUUCAAAGACUGGAGAUACUAUAAAGUUAGUUAAUCAGAAUCGAUAUUCAAAGCAUUUUAUACUAGAUUUGAUAUUUAGCAUAUUUCUGGAAUAUUCGGGCUUGUGAGUGCUUUAGAGAAAAACUACUGCUUUCAGUUCUUUGGAUGUAAUAUGUUUCUGAAAUACUAUUAAUACCUCACUACAUGUUUUGGUAUUAAAAUUAUCAAGAUGAGUGCUGCAAGCUUCUAAAAAAAUGAUUUCAAUUAUCUAGGCUUACUAAAAAAUCAAUAAUUUGAAAAAUUUAUAAAAAAUUUCAAUCCCAAAAUAUCUUUUUUACAACAAAUAAAAGAGAAAUUCCAAGGUGAGCAAAUUAAUUGUGCAAAUGAUUUACUCAAAUUUGAUGAUACUAAUUAAUUAAAUUAUUAUGAAGACGAAUGCUUAAAAGUGUAUGCAAUUUAACUUUAUUAAGAUGAUUCUCCAUAUAUGGCAUAGAAAGAUCCUAUUUAAAAAUUUGCCUAUCAUUUUAUGGAAAAAAAUGAAAAUAAAUUCUCAGUUAACACUGAAAAAUUAAGUUAACUCCCCUAAGUAUUCCAUAAAGCUCUUUUCAAACACGGAAAAGUUUAAGUUGAUGAUAAGAUUUAUAAUUUAGAAGAUUUUCAAGAAGAAGAAUAGAUCUCUUAAUUGUUAAUCUUAGAAUUACGCAAUGAAGAAGAGGUUGAUUAAUUCUUAUCUAAUCCCUACUUAAAAACUACUUUAUUUGAAAAUCUAGAUUUAAUUGUGCACCUUUCACCAAAAGAGGUUUUACUUAAUCCAAAAUACACAUAAUUCAUUAAAGAAAAUACUAAUGUAAAUCAUUUAAUAACGGCUUCUGGUUUCUAUUCCAUGAUCACAGAGAAACUGCAAUUUUUACCACAGGGCUUUUUAUCAUACAACAAGCAUCUUACUUAAUUGUUCCCUGGUAUUUAUCCUGUGAUGAAUCCUAAUUAUUUUUUUCCUUACAUCAAAGGAGCAAAUUCUUAACAAUAGCUUUUAGAAAGCUAACCAUUCUAUCAUGAGAAAGUAAAGUUAGCACUUUCUUUUGAAGUAAUUCAUAUGAAGCAUAAAAAUUCUUUCUACUAAUACCAGCCACCUUAAACAUUAGCCUUUGAUAAUAGUUUAUAUGAUCAACUCCUCUAAAGUUAAUAGAUUAAUAAAUUAAGAUAAAAAUUAUUAGCUUAUCAAGAACAAAAAGUCUUUUAAUAAAGAAAGUUUUACGUUUCUAAUCCUGAAUUAUAUCCUGAAAUUAUUACACUUGGUACAAGUAGUUCUCUAUCUACUUAACUGAGAAAUGUUAGUAGCUAUCUAGUUAAAGUAAAUCAAAACUCUAGUGUUUUAUUAGAUUGUGGACAUGGUACUAUGUUUUAGUUAUAGAAAUAAUUUGGAACUCAUGAUGAAAGAGAAUUAUUUGAAUAAGUUAGAAAUAUCAAAAUGAUAGUAAUAUCUCAUCAUCAUAGUGAUCAUCAUUUUGGAAUUAUUGAAUUUUUAUAAAUGAGAAAGGAAUUAUUUGAUUAGCAUGGUCAAAACAAUGAAUUUUAAUUAAACAAGCUUCUUAUUUUAGUGCCAGAACUUUUAUAAAAUUAUCUUGUUAAAUUUAUGGAUAUGGUUUAAGAUUUGAAUGCAAUUGUUAUACCACAUAAUAAUAUAAGUCCAAACAUUACAAAACAUUAAAAUAAUCUUUAAUUAACAAACCAAUAACUUCUUAAUGCUUUAACAAAAGAUAAUACUGAUGAUGAUGAAAACUUGUUAAAUUUUGAUUAAAAAGAUGAAGAGUUAUUAGAAUAAAAUAGGUAAUAACGUGAUUACCAUUAAAAACUAUUUUAGGAACGCGUUUCACAAAUGCAAUUAAAACACAUCUAUAUCUUCCCAAUUUUCCAUUGCUACGGAUCAUCAAGUAUUAAAAUAGAACUCAGCAAUGGUAAAACUUUAGUUUAUAGUGGAGAUGGCCGUAUAAACAAUAAGCAUAAGAUUAAUUUUGAAAAAUGCGAUUUUUUAAUUCAUGAGUGUACUUUUUCAGGCUAAAACAAAGCAGAGGCAAGUUAAAAAAGGCAUUCAACAUUUGAUGAAGUUGUAAAUUUUGCAUAUGAAAAUAAAGUGGAAUGCUUAAUAUUAAGUCAUUUUUCUCCUUCACAAACUGAACAAUAAAUAGGUAGAAAUAUUAGCCCUAAAAACUAUUUUUACUCUUAUUAUGAAAAAAAACUUGAGAAUUAUAUCAAUAGCAAAACAAUAUUUGCAACAGAUAAUCUAAUAAUUAAUGAAAAAAAUAAAUAAAAUUUAAUUGAAGCCUCAAGAGUUAUUUUCAAGAUUUGUUCUUCAUAGAAUUGA
Tetrahymena thermophila SB210 is the source of this 2460-nucleotide messenger RNA. Its product is annotated as metallo-beta-lactamase domain protein. The record is from RefSeq and is a predicted model, not a curated record. Lineage: Eukaryota; Ciliophora; Oligohymenophorea; Hymenostomatida; Tetrahymenidae. Gene Ontology annotation, molecular function: 3'-tRNA processing endoribonuclease activity. Gene Ontology annotation, cellular component: mitochondrion. The transcript is spliced from 2 exons. Gene Ontology annotation, biological process: mitochondrial tRNA 3'-end processing.